UUCAUUGUUUUCUUAUGUAAAUGUAAAUAUUUAAAAUGACUAUUUUAAAUUAAAUGUUUACAUAGGUUUAACAUGCAAAAUGUAAGGUUAUGAUAUAAUCCUGAAUGCAAUUCAAUGUUGUUAAAUGAAAACACGUGUUUGUAAAAUUAGUAACAAACAUGUGAUUAAUUACUAAAUUAUUCAAACAUUUAUAGUAAAGCAGUGACUGAGCAAUAGAGCAAUCUUAUUUAUUGUUAAUUAUACGUUUAUUUAACUAAUUUAAUAUUUAAAAAAACAUUUAAAAAUUUUAAUAUGGAAGUAAAAGGUGAAAUUGAACUUGACAGUAAGUGUUAUAAAGCUUCUGAAAAUUAUUGGGAUCGCAUUCCUCCUACUGUUGAUGGAAUGCUAGGUGGUUUUGGAUUUUUAUCAGGAAAGGAAAUUGAUGGUUCAUCAAGAUUUCUAUCUUCAUUAUUUAAGUUAAUAAAUCCACCAUCAAAGCAACAUGCAUUAGACUGCGGUGCUGGUAUUGGUCGUGUAACGAAAAACUUAUUAUUAAAAUAUUUUGAAAAUGUUGACUUAUUAGAACAGAAUCCUAAAUUUAUUGAAUCUGCUAAAACGUAUUUAGAAAGCAAUAUAUCAAGAAUAGGCUUCCAUUGUAGUGCUUUACAGAACUUUCAUCCAACGCCACAGAAGUAUGAUGUUAUUUGGUGCCAAUGGGUUCUAGGUUAUAUUAAUGAUGAAGAUUUAAUAGGAUUUCUUAAAAAUUGCGUGUCAGGUUUGAAAAAAGAAGGUGUAUUAGUUGUAAAAGACAAUGUAACUAAAUCUGAUGUUUUGGAGUUCGAUACUACAGAUUCUUCUAUAACAAGACCAUAUAAAGAUUUAGUAGGUAUAUUUAACAAAGCUGGUUUGAUUUGUAUAAAAAGAAAAUUGCAAAAUCAUAUGCCUCCUGGUUUAUAUCCGGUUUAUAUGUUUGCUCUUAAACCAAAAAAUUAAUCAGCGCAAACAAAAUAAUUAAUAAUAGAGCAAUAGAUAUAAAAUAAUUUUAUU
This is a messenger RNA of Polistes dominula (European paper wasp), 1026 nucleotides long. RefSeq names its product N-terminal methyltransferase (gene Ntmt). Gene Ontology annotation, molecular function: N-terminal protein N-methyltransferase activity. Lineage: Eukaryota; Metazoa; Arthropoda; Insecta; Hymenoptera; Vespidae. Gene Ontology annotation, cellular component: cytoplasm. Gene Ontology annotation, biological process: N-terminal protein amino acid methylation. The record is from RefSeq and is a predicted model, not a curated record.